CGCCCCACGUACAGAAGAGGGAAGCUGAGCUUCAGUUAACAUCGUUAUCAGCUCUAUACUGUUGCUCUGCAAAGAUGCAAAACAGCAAAUUUCACAGAUGGAAAACUCCUUCAUUUACUGAGAAGAAGCGUCACAGAGAGGGGUGAGGACAAGCAAACUUUACGAAGUCUGGAAUACAGAAGCCUGGUGACAUGGUUAACCUUGUGCCAGGUCUACUCAUUUGUCUAAUGACUGCGCAGACCCUCCAGCAUGAUGGAAACAGAACCAGGACCAAAUCCAAAAACUCAACUGCUUUUGAACCAAAAACCUUUAGGGGAAGGACAGACACACUUAACCACACAAACCAGUUGCUCUAUCCCAGCACAGACCCUGAGCUGGAUGUGAACCUAGAGGACCCAGUGGCAGUUUUUACCAAAAGUAUUUUCAGCACCUGGGUCAUACCUUUAUCUUACAUCCUGGCCAUGCUGGUGGGCAUCCCCUCAAAUGCUUACAUUCUGACCUUCCUCAGACUCAGAGCAAAGUCCUUUUCCAUAAUAGUUCUGUACCUGAACCUGGCCUUAUCGGACCUGCUGCUCCUGCUCUCCCAGGCACUGCGGGUUCACUACCACUUCAACGGAAAUAACUGGAUAUUUGGGGAGAUCUCCUGCCGGCUUAUCACGGCCUUGUUUUAUGGUAAUGUUUACUGUUCUGCUCAAACCAUAGCAUGCAUCAGUCUGCGGCGCUACCUGGCUGUGGUCAAACCAUUUCUGUACAGAAGGCUGGCUAAGACUACUCUGGCUGUGUGGACAUGCUUUAUCGUGUGGUUCAUGUUUGUGGCAGCUAUCGUACCUGAACUCAUGGUCAGGCAGAGCUACCACAUUACCCAGCUUGGGAUCACCACUUGCCAUGAUGUACUUCCUCUAGAACAAAAACCUCACUCACUACUGGUGCCAUACAGACUGAUGCUUGUUUUCACAGGCUUCAUCGUGCCCUUUCUGAUUUGUGUAUUUGCUCAUGCAGCAGUAGUAUACCACCUAGGACAAUCUCGUUGUGACUGGAAACCAUUCAUCAGGGUCAGCACUCUGGUCUUCAUCAUCUUUGUGAUGUGUUUCUUGCCAAGUGGCAUCCUGCAUAUCGCCCACUACAUCCGCCUGUUUUUGAACGAGGACGACAGACUGUAUGGAUACUACAGAGUAGCAGUGUGUCUUUGCAGCUUCCACAGUUGUCUGGACCCUUUCCUGUGCAUGCUCGUUUCCAAGACGGCAGCCUCAGAUCUACAAUUCAUAUCACUCCAUGGGACACCUCAAAGGCCAGCUGUGAGGAUGUGAGACUAUUUAUGAGUGCACAGAAAAAAAACACCUUCUUGAGGACAAUUGUAAGGAACAAGUAAGGAAGCACACGCCCAAAACAAAGCAAGUUGAAGCUUGACACUGAUUUCAAGAGAGUGAUGCUGGAAUAUCAGUAUGAUUCAAAACAAAACCAAGCUACGUGAGCCAGUUCUCACAUCUGAAGGAAUAUCAGGGUCAGGAAAGUAACAGUUAAAAUGUGAAACUUCUUCACCUCAACAAAAUCUUAGAUUGGCUUGAUGAAACAGAGUCAGAAUCUGUGUUCAGCUAAUAUCUUUUGUGUUUCUAUUCCAAGUCGGAAAUAAAUGCAAUAAAUGUG
Molecule: messenger RNA, 1644 nt
Organism: Notolabrus celidotus (New Zealand spotty)
Lineage: Eukaryota; Metazoa; Chordata; Actinopteri; Labriformes; Labridae
Gene: f2rl2
Product: coagulation factor II (thrombin) receptor-like 2
Exons: 2
Coding region: 192-1307 (371 amino acids)
Biological process (GO): thrombin-activated receptor signaling pathway; positive regulation of Rho protein signal transduction; phospholipase C-activating G protein-coupled receptor signaling pathway
Cellular component (GO): membrane
Molecular function (GO): thrombin-activated receptor activity
Source: RefSeq, a predicted model, not a curated record